GGGCAUCACGCAAUUGCUAAAGCCAUGGCCGCGUGAAUGUGGCUUCCAUGCCCAUUUAGAAGUAGUUGUGAUGCGUACAUCAAUCUACAAUUUCUGUAAUAAAGUCAUAGCCUUCUUGAAGAGAGAGAGUGGGAGGUAGUAGAGAGAGAAAGGGUGAGAAUGGUCAUGUGGCCUUUUCUUAUUGCAGUGCUGAUGCUCACAGGUAGAGAGAGAGAGAAGAGGCGAUUGAAGUUUUAUGAGGAGCUUGGGGUUCGUAUUUGAUAUGAGAAUAGUUUAGUGGUUCUAUGAGUGAGGGAUUGACGAGGAGAGGAGAGGAGAGUGGCUAUGAAUGGGAAGGGCAAAGGUGUGGUUUCCACUAAGUGGACGCUCAUGCUUUGCAUCUUAAGCUUCUGCGCUGGGCUUUUCUUCACAAAUAGAUUCUGGUCAUUGCCUGAAGCACAAGAUACAAUCACUCCAACUAGAAUUGAAGAUGAUAAGGCAAAGUUAGCUGGAGGUUGCCAUUCAAAUAGUCUUCAGAUCAACAAAAAUAGGGAUCUUAAGGAAAUGCUAGGCAACGCUUCAAAAAUGAAUUAUGCUAUACACACAUUAGAUAAAACCAUAUUAAGCUUAGAAAUUGAAUUAGCAGCAGCAAGGGCAAAAAGGGAGUCUAUUCUUGAUGAAGUUCCAUUAUCAGAUGACCUAAAGGCUGCAGCCACUGGUGGUAAACAUAAAUAUUUAAUGGUUGUAGGAAUUAAUACUGCUUUUAACAGCCGCAAACGAAGAGAUUCAAUUCGUGCUACUUGGAUGCCUCAGGGUGAUAAAAGAAAGAAACUUGAAGAAAAGGGCAUUAUCAUCCGCUUUGUUAUAGGCCAUAGUGCAACAUCUGGUGGUAUUCUGAACAAAGCUAUUGAAGCUGAAGAAAGGAAACAUGAGGAUUUCCUAAGAUUGGAUCAUAAUGAAGGAUAUCUGGAGUUGUCGGGAAAGACAAAGUCAUAUUUUGCCACUGCUGUCAAUCUGUGGGACGCUGAAUUCUAUGUGAAGGUUGAUGAUGAUAUACACGUAAAUAUAGCAACCCUUGGAACUACCCUUGCCAGACACAGGUCAAAGCCUGGGGUAUACAUUGGAUGCAUGAAGUCCGGUCCUGUUAUAGUCCAGAAGGGCGUUAGAUAUCAUGAACCUGAGUAUUGGAAGUUCGGAACCUAUGGAAAUAAGUAUUUUCGUCAUGCUACUGGCCAACUAUAUGCAAUUUCAAGAGACCUGGCUACUUACAUAUCGAUUAAUCAGCAUGUACUGCACAAGUAUGCAAAUGAGGAUGUCUCAUUGGGAGCUUGGUUCAUUGGAUUGAAUGUGAAACAUAUUGAUGAUCGCAAGCUAUGUUGUGGAACCCCACCAGACUGUGAGUGGAAGGCCCAGGCGGGUAACAUUUGUGUUGCCUCAUUUGACUGGAGCUGCAGUGGCAUUUGCAGAUCAGUUGAGAGAAUGAAAGAAGUUCAUCACCGCUGUGGUGAAGGAGAGAAUGUUCUGUGGAAUUCUGGUCUUUUGUUCAAGCUUUAAAGGUGAGAAACUCUUUGGAAGAUGGUUUAUUAGCCUAAAGGAUUUAUGUGAACGGAAUGAGAAUCUAAUGAGUGGCUCUUGUGUAUAUUUGGGAAAAAAAUAUAUGGGAGGAUAUCUUGGUCAGAAUCUAGUUAAGGUGAGUUUUCAAAUAUUUAGAUUUAUUUUAAGAUGAGUGCAAUACUAAAAUUGAUUGAUCGAUGUAUUACCCUCACCAGUAAGGGAAAUUAUUAGGUGCUGAGUCCGUACGUAGAGGUACGUCCGGACAUCCACUUAAAUUUGACACGUGGGGUGCACUUUGGUUGUACUUUUUUUUGUGUUUUAUCUGCGCUUUAGUUGCACUUUAGUUGUGCUUUGACAGCUCUUUUAUUGCGUUUUUUAUUGCUUUUUGACUGCGCUUUACCUGUGCUUGGCUUAAAGUUCCGCUGACACAUUAAAUAUAUAAAGUAAAAAAUAAAUCCAAUUGAAUAUCCACGAGUACACUCCACGUGUCAACAUUUUAUUGGAAUCCGGACGUAUCUGUACGUCCGGACUCAGCACCUAAUAAUUUCUCCAUCGGUCAUCUCAAAAAAAAUAUAAAUAUUUUGAAACUCAUUGUGAAUAAAUUUUGAUUAGAAUACCCUGAGCUAAUUUUUUUCAUAUAUUAUUCCUGUUUAUUGGAGGCUUUAUUUUUUAUCUAUUUUUCUGUUAGAGCAUAGGGGUGGCUGGGCAGAGGAGGCUGUUUAGCUCUUGUGCAUUUAUUAGAACAUCAGGUGGCCAUUUUUUGUAACUUCUCUAUUGUUGGACACCAGCAUGCAAUAAUCACUAUUAUUUCAUUACAAACAGUUUAUAAUUUUGUUUUUGUAAUUCAAGUUCUUGAAGGAAAUCUCCUACUUACUGAA
Molecule: messenger RNA, 2411 nt
Organism: Dendrobium catenatum
Lineage: Eukaryota; Viridiplantae; Streptophyta; Magnoliopsida; Asparagales; Orchidaceae
Product: probable beta-1,3-galactosyltransferase 2
Exons: 11
Coding region: 325-1533 (402 amino acids)
Cellular component (GO): Golgi membrane
Molecular function (GO): hexosyltransferase activity
Source: RefSeq, a predicted model, not a curated record